Cyphellophora europaea CBS 101466 is the source of this 1176-nucleotide messenger RNA. RefSeq lists its product as uncharacterized. NCBI's taxonomy places the organism in Eukaryota, Fungi, Ascomycota, Eurotiomycetes, Chaetothyriales, Cyphellophoraceae. The transcript is spliced from 2 exons. The record is from RefSeq and is a predicted model, not a curated record. The coding region runs from base 1 to 1176 and encodes 391 amino acids.
AUGGCGUUCCGCUUGCCGACCCUGACCGCUAAGGACCAUUACGCAGCACUCGGGGUGUCUCAUUACGCCGAUCGCAAGGAGAUCCGCACUGCCUACCAUGCUCUUGCGCUCAAGUUCCAUCCUGAUAAGAACGCAGGGGAUCGCUCUGCCCUAACUCAAUUUCAGGAAGUCCAAGAAGCCUACGAAGUUCUGGCGGAUCCUGAACGCAAGUACGAGUACGAUCUCACGUACAAGCCUGCGAGCAACGUCAAGGGCACUAGAGAGCGAGAUCUUGAGGAUGAUGAGCUCAACGAAGACAUAUGGGCUGCUUGGGGUGCAAACUUUACAGGCCGCAAGAGAGCUGCUGGUUCUGCUAGCCCUAGGUUAGCCAUGCAAACUCUCCUGAAGGUCGAACGUACUGACGAUAUUGCCAGCGAGCCCUACUUCCGUGCUCCCGCAUCCGGUCUUCGUUCCAGUUCCCAGCCUCCUCAUACGCCAGCCACCGAGCGGUUUGGCGAUAAAACCUUCGACGUCUCACAUUCGCACGACCAGACAGCUUAUGCGACUCCGCCUUCUUCGCAGCGCUCGGGCACGACUGAUGCGGGCGGUGCUGCGUUCUACUUUGCUUCCGACUCCGAGAAAGACGCCGAUGAGGACCGUCCUAGCUCACCCAGUGCUGGCAAGCACUGGACUUUCUUCGAUUACUACGACACCGAUUACAAUGAGAAGCCUCUCAUCCAAGAUCUGCGCGAUCGAGCCGAGUCCGCCAAGGUCAAAUGGCGCGAAGCUUGUAAGGCUGUCGACAAGGCCAAGGUCGAUGUCAACUAUGCUGGCUCGCCAGACGAGAAGGAAUCACUGCAGCAUGUCUUCGAUGCCAAAAAGGGUACCCGCGAUUCAUGGCAACGUCUGAAGUGGACUAGGGAGUCAAACCUGAAGAGACAUUUGUCUCGAGCAAAAGAGCUCAAGCAAAUUCGGCGCCAGCAGGAUCGUCAGGCUAAAGACGGCCUCAAGAAGCGACAAGUGUGGCUGAAAGAGGUUGAGAGACGACGCAAGGUGGAUUCCCGGGCUGCUGAGGCUGCCCGACGCUUCAGGACUGCUACUCGCCCACGCACUAUGAGGACUGCCAAGCUCAAGACUGGUUACGUUGAGGUUGGUUCCGAUGAUGAGUGGGACGGGGGAGAUGUUUGGAAUCCUUGA